AUGGGAAAAACUUAUCAGAAAAAAAUUCACAAAAGGACCAAACGAGAGUUCCCGAGGAUGCCGUCACCACCGACGACGACUUCCCUCUCCGUCACGCAAACCAUAAACGGAUCCCACAGCUUCACGAUCAAAGGCUACUCUCUAGCCAAAGGAAUCGGGAUCGGGAAACACAUCGCGAGCGACACGUUCACCGUCGGCGGGUACGAGUGGGCCAUCUACUUCUACCCCGACGGCAAGAAUCCCGAGGAUAACUCGGCGUACGUCUCUGUUUUUAUUGCGUUGGCUAGCGAUGGGACCGAUGUGAGGGCGUUGUUCGAGCUGUCGUUGCUGGAUCAGAGUGGGAAAGGGAAGCAUAAGGUUCAUAGUCAUUUUGAUCGUGCUCUUGAGAGUGGGCCUUAUACUCUUAAGUAUCGUGGGAGCAUGUGGGGAUACAAACGCUUUUUUAGAAGAACUCUACUAGAAGCAUCUGAUUAUCUCAAGGACGACUGUCUGAAGAUCAACUGCACCGUGGGAGUUGUGGUCUCCGAAAUAGACUGCCCACGCUUACAUUCCAUCCACGUCCCUGCUUCUGACAUUGGAUCUCACUUCGGAAUGCUUCUUGAGAACGAGGACGGUUCAGAUAUAACCUUCAACGUCUCCGGUGAAAAGUUCCGUGCUCACAGGCUUGUGUUAGCUGCUCGGUCUCCCGUCUUCGAAAGCGAGUUUCUCGAUGUUAUUGGAGAAGCAGAAGAGCGUGAUAUCGAAGUUACAGACAUGGAACCAAAGGUUUUCAAGGCUUUGCUUCAUUACAUAUACAAAGAUGCUCUCAUCGAAGAUGCGGAGACAGUAUCAUCUUCUGGCUCUUCAGUUGGUCCAUCAGCAUCAGAUACAUUAGCUGCAAAGCUGUUAGGAGCUGCUGAUAAGUACAAGUUGCCUAGACUUAGCUUAAUGUGCGAGUCAGUGCUCUGCAAGGAUAUAUCAGUAGACUCCGUUGCUAAUAUACUAGCACUUGCGGACCGUUACAAUGCUUCUGCCUUGAAAUCAGUUUGUCUGAAAUUCGCAGCGGAAAAUCUCAUUGCUGUUAUGAGAUCAGAUGGGUUUGAUUAUCUGAGAGAACACUGCCCAUCACUCCAGUCUGAGCUUCUCAAAACAGUUGCUGGAUGUGAAGAGGAGUUAAGCGGAGGAGGAGGGGGAGGAGGGAAGACGAGAAGCGUGUGGGGGCAGUUCUCAGACGGUGGAGCUGACACAAACGAGAGGAGCGUUAGGCAACAACAACAGCAACAUGCUUGGGGAGAGGUCAAUGGAGCAGAGAGAAGCCAGAGUGUUUGGGUUCAAGUUGUGAACGCUAAUGCAAGCGGUAGAAACAACGAUGAUGAUAAUAACAACGAGAAUGGUGAUGAUGACGACGACCCCAUGGCAGAAGAUUGAGCAAAUAAAAGAGUAAUAAAGAGGGUGUUAUCGUUUGUAUAUUUUAAUGGAUUUGAAAAUCUAAAUCAAAUUUAGUGUUAUUGCUUCUAUCAUUUUAAAAUCCAAUUUCAAAUCAUUUGAUAUUGGUUUUAUGAUUUUAAAACAAAUUUUAGAAUUAUGUGUUAUUUAAUAACAUGGAUUUGUUUAAAGAUUUAAUUUAGAUUUGGAUUUGA
Messenger RNA from Brassica oleracea var. oleracea, 1619 nucleotides. RefSeq names its product BTB/POZ and MATH domain-containing protein 4. Bases 1 to 1407 code for a protein of 468 amino acids. The transcript has 5 exons. NCBI's taxonomy places the organism in Eukaryota, Viridiplantae, Streptophyta, Magnoliopsida, Brassicales, Brassicaceae. Gene Ontology annotation, biological process: protein ubiquitination. Gene Ontology annotation, molecular function: protein binding. The record is from RefSeq and is a predicted model, not a curated record.